AUGUCUGUCGGGGGCUUUCCUUUGCGGCCUCGUCGACGCAUUGCCGAACAGCGCCCACCCCAAGAGCAGAUUGACGAUUUCUGGUCGAGAUUCACGACCAAGACGCCAGGAAAAGCGACAUCAGUGAUCCCACAAAGGGCCGGCAGAAGCAGAGCAGCCCGUGGCAGCCAGCCGGGCGGCACGUCUUACGAGGAGGCAGCGGCGCAGUGCCGGGCCAAGGUGGCGCACAUUGUCAAAGAGUGCCGGAGGGUCAACCAGCGGUACUACGACCCGCACUUUGACCUGGAGCGCGACCUGCACAGCGGCAUCGACGACUGUCUACAGGGCCUGCACAAUAUCUACCGGCUGGCGCGGCCGGCCAGAAUCGAGGACGAGGAGGAUGACCGUCGGCCGCGACCGGGUGCGGUCAAACGAGUGACGGACAUCUUUGACAAGCCGCAGUUCUUCAUCGAUGGGCCGACGGCCAACGACGUGCGCCAGGGCGUCUCGGGCGACUGCUGGCUGAUGGCAGCGCUAUGUACGAUGGGCAACAAGCCAGGACUGAUUGAGCGGGUGUGUGUGGCCCAGGACGAGAUCGUGGGUGUGUAUGGAUUUGUCUUUCAUCGUGACGGCGAGUGGUUCAGCGAGGUGAUUGACGAUAAGCUCUACCUCAAGCAGCCAGACUACGACGACGCUCUGCGGGAGCGCGAGGUGUUUGAUGAACACGUGCGAAUCAACUCGGAGGAGGAGUACCGGAAGCUGUACCAGGCGAACAGCGGGGCACUGUUCUUUGCGCAGUGCGAGAACGCCAACGAGACCUGGCUGCCGCUGCUGGAGAAGGCGUAUGCCAAGGCGCACGGCGACUAUAACGCGAUCGACGGCGGGCUGACGGGCGAGGGCAUCGAGGACCUGACAGGCGGCGUGACGUCGGAGAUUUACACGACCAACAUCCUAAACAAGGAGCACUUUUGGCGCGAGGAGAUCUUGCGGGUCAACGAGAGCUUCCUCUUCGGCUGCAGCACCGGGCUCUGGAACGACGGCCAAGGCCGCCGAGACGGCCUGAUCAUGCGCCACGCCUAUUCCAUCCUGCGAGCGGUCGAGAUGGACGGCGUGCGGCUGGUCCUGCUGAAGAAUCCAUGGGGCCACGAGGAGUGGAAGGGCCGAUGGGGCGAUGGGUCGCGCGAGUGGACGGCCGAGUGGAUGCAGAAGCUCAACCACCGCUUCGGUGACGAUGGCGCGUUCUGGAUCUCGUACGAGGACCUGCUGCGCAAGUACCAGUGCUUUGACCGGACCCGGCUCUUUGACGCCUCCUGGCAUCUGGCCAGCCUCUGGACCACCAUGACGGUCCCCUGGAUGGUCGAGUACAACGCCAGCAAGUUUGCCUUCCGGCUGACUCGUGCCGGUCCGGUCGUGCUGGUGCUCAGCCAGCUGGACAACCGCUAUUUCCGCGGCCUUCAGGGCCAAUAUCGCUUCCGGCUCAGCUUCCGGCUGCAGAAGACGGACGAAGACGGACGGCGCGACGGACAGCACGACGAGCUCGACGAUCGCUUCGACUAUGUGGUCCGCAGCCAGCCCGGCUACCGGAUGGAGCGGUCCACCAGCGUCGAGCUGGACCUAGAUGCCGGUAGCUAUCUGGUGCUGGUCAAGGUGGACGCGACCCGCAACGAGAACGUGAUGCCACCCGAGGAGGUCGUCCGCCAGACUGCAAAGCGUCAGCGCGAGAAGCUGACCCGCAUCGGGCUGGCCUAUGAUCUCGCCCACAGCAAGGGCCGCAUUGUGGCCACGGCCGAGGAAAAAAAGGCCCACGCGGCGGCCAUGGCGCGGCGACGGGACAAGGACAAGAUGCAGCUCAAGCAGGAACUCCUGCAGGACAUCCGGUUGAACCACAUGCGCCGUCAGCACGAGCACAACGUAGCCCGCAGGAUCCGGAGGAGAUGGGAGGCCAAAGAGGCCAGACGGAAAGCCAGGGAGGAGUUGAUGGGGCCUAAGAUCGGCAAGGCUUCGGCUGGUGAAGAGGGUAGUAUAGCGGCUGAGAACACGCCCACAAGCAGCAAGCAAACUCUCGAGGAAAACCUGGGUUGCGAUCAAGCCGACGCUCCUCCUCCAAAAUCAUCGUGCUCGCCUUGGUGGAGUGCCGACAGCCAGAUCAGCGAGUCGGAUGUGAGCGAGCUCGAGCUGGAGAAGAUCUUCCUGGAGAGGCCGAUGCGCCAGCGGUCACCAUCGCCGCUGUCACGGCGACGAGCUCCUUUCAAGCCCAUGGCGCCGGGUGGUGACGAUGACGACAACGAGAAGGACCCGUGGAACGCGGUGACAGUGGUGGGCCUACGCGUCUACUACCAGGAGGUGGAGGGUGACAGCGGCGAUGUCGUGAAGAUGUGGGUCGAACGGCCAAAUCCACUUCUCGCAGACGACUUUGAGGACAGCGAGCCGGGCGAAGAGGAGAAGGGGGACGGUGACAAGGACCAGCAGGAGGUCACCAAGGAGGAAGUGCUCGACCUUGACGACAGCCUGAAGGAUGCCAGCGGCCUGGCUCGAACUGGCCAAAAAGCUGCAAAUUUGGUCGACCCUUCGACCCUGGUCAAGCGGCUCAGCAUCCUCCCCAGCUGCUUCACUGCCAUUGCUUCGUUUCCGAGGCCCGUCGACACCUGCCAAGGAUGCGUGGAUUGUCGUCUCCGAUUUGAAUUGGAUCCUCUUUAUAUUCUUUUUUCGUCUCUGAACCCGACCGGCCUCUCGGACGACGACGAUGCGGUCGCAUCUUGCGGCGCGCAAUGUGUACCGACGGUUCAUCACACAUUCCGACGGCGUGUCGGCCGUGCCAGUGGUUCCAUUGCUUGCGGCAAGCAGUGCGAGCAGCUCCGACGGACGUUUCUGGGCUCGCUGCGGCGAGCGCCACCACGGCAGCUCAAGGAGCAGCAGGUAGAGCCAGGCUACGACGUGCUGCUGCAGUUUCGGGCUUGCACGGCCGAGGACACACGGCGGCCGGCACGGGAGGAGCUGGUGCAGGCGUUCCGGGACUUUUUCGGGUACAAGUACCAGUACGGCAAGCGGGUGAACGCGACGCAGGCAGAAUGGAUGCUGCGGCUGUUUGAGUACUUGAGCGACGGGCUGGCGGCGAUGGAGGGCGACCCACUCCGAGGAGGGCUGCGACGGGUCAGGCGAAACGGCCGGGACACGGCCAGCGUGGUGGACCUGACGCUAGAAGAGCUGCGGGCAGCACGCGAGGCGCUGGCGCGGCAACCAGGCGACACGGACGAGACGACGACGAGGCACCACCUGGAGCUGUGCCGGCGGAUCUACGGGGAGAUGCAGCGACGCAGCGCGGCGACGGCGGUGGACUUUAAGCGGCACGUAGCCGUGCUGUGUCAGUACGGGGCUUCGCUGGAGGCAGCGUCGCUGCUGUCGAGCUACCUGACAGCAGCAGCACGAAGCGAAGGAGCGGCUGGUGCGAGCGUGCAGCGGUCACGACGAGACAAGGAGCUCUGGCUGGUGGUGCUGGGCGGGCUGGCACAGGAGGGCCGCGAGGAGGCGCUGCUGCGUGAGGCCACGGCAGCGCUGGCGGCCGGGCUGGAAUACAUGCCGGCCUUCCACGAGAUCAUGACGACAUUUUACGCACGACGCAACAAUCUGGCGCAGACACGGGCCUGGUUCGACCGUCCGAUGGCGAGGCGGCUGCUACUACCGACAGCUCGGACCUUCCGGGAGCUGCUGGCCUUUGGGAAGAAGCCGGAAGGGACAAAGAAGGAAGAUAAAAGAGAUGGCCGACAGAAGUGGAUCCAGACGACAUUCCAGCAGCUCUGCGACGCGAACCCACCCAAGGACCUCUGGGACGUCAUCUUCCAGUGGGCCGUGGUACUGCUGGACAAGGGUGUCGACGACGUGCGGCACAUGAUGGCGACGAUGGCGCGACACAACGCCGGGCGGCCCGACAUGGAGCCGGACGCGGCGACGAUCAACGGGCUGGUGGCAGCGGCAGCGAGACGGGGCGACGUGCUGUUGGCCGAGCGGUUUGUACGGCUGGGCGCCGAUCUGGGCAUUGCGGCCGACGGCCAGACACAUGUGCAGCAGCUAGACUAUCGCGUGACGGCGGGCGAUCUCAGCGGCGCACACGCCUCCUUUCUCGCACUCGGCGACAGCAGCCAAGACGAGGCCAUGGGCGGACAGGACGAGGUCGACGAGGCCGAGCGGGCCGUCAACCGCUAUGUGCGGGCGCUCACGGACAAGACGACCAGCGUGACACAGCUGCGCGAUGUCGUGGACGCGGUCGAGCGGCGCCAGAUCGCGCUCGAGCCCACAACCGUCGUGGCUCUCUGCAUGGCCUUUUUGCGGUUGGAUCGCCAGUACGACGUGAUCGACGUGCUCUCCGUCCAUGCACUGCAGUACUCGGCCGACGACCGGGCUCACGUGCGCGAUGCUCUUGUCGCCUAUGCCACCAACGUCGCCACCACCUCGACCGCCCGCGCCUGGGACGCGUACUCGCUGCUGCGCCAGUACUUUGCCGAGACCCCGUCGGCGUGCCGUGUCCGCCUGAUGGACGCCUUCUUUCGCCGUCGCCGUCCCGACAUGGCCGCCAUGGUGUUUGGCCAUAUGCGCAGCGCCACCGACCCGGCCCUGCGCCCGACCGCGGACAUGUACGUGCGCUGUCUCGAGGGAUUGGCCGCGUGUGCUGGUGCUGGUGUUGGUGCUGGUUGGGGAUCGGGUGGUGGGUCUGCUUACUCAGCAGCCGAAAAUGCCGACACCACGGCGCCUUCGCUGCACAUGGUCCACAACAUGCUCAAGAUGGACGCCCUCGUCCAGCCGGACACGCGGCUGCUCAACGCCCUCAUGCUCGCCUAUGCCGCUGCCGGCUCUGCCGACGACCGCGCCCGCGCCCUCGACUUCUGGCACGACAUCAGCCGUUCGGCCGAGGGCCCCUCGUACGCCAGCCUCGUCGCCGUCUUUUACGUCUGCGAGGGCCUGCCCUUUGGCGAUGCCCACGCCCGCCGCAUCUGGGCCCGCCUGAUGCGCAUGGAGAUUGACGUUCCGCCCGCCGUCUACGACGCCUACUGCGGUGCCCUCGCCGGCCAGGGCCAUGUCGACGACGUCCAGCGCCUCAUCCGUGGCAUGGUCCGGUCCGCCGGCUACGGGCCGACCGCCACAACUCUUGCCAUUGCCCACAACGCCCUUCCUGGCCAGGUCCUGCAGCACGACUUUGCCCAGUGGGCCGCCCAGCAGUAUGCCGACCUGUGGCAGCAGACCACUCAGCUCGGCUGCAGGACCACCGUCGACGGCCUGCGCAGAUACAACGUCACGCGCGAGCUCCGGGCCUGA
Molecule: messenger RNA, 5286 nt
Organism: Grosmannia clavigera kw1407
Lineage: Eukaryota; Fungi; Ascomycota; Sordariomycetes; Ophiostomatales; Ophiostomataceae
Product: calpain-like protein
Exons: 8
Coding region: 1-5286 (1761 amino acids)
Biological process (GO): proteolysis
Cellular component (GO): cytoplasm
Molecular function (GO): protein binding; calcium-dependent cysteine-type endopeptidase activity
Source: RefSeq, a predicted model, not a curated record